Messenger RNA from Drosophila ficusphila, 656 nucleotides. Its product is annotated as histidine-rich glycoprotein. NCBI's taxonomy places the organism in Eukaryota, Metazoa, Arthropoda, Insecta, Diptera, Drosophilidae. The coding region runs from base 100 to 471 and encodes 123 amino acids. The transcript is spliced from 2 exons. The record is from RefSeq and is a predicted model, not a curated record.
AAACAGCAGCGGAAGAGGCUCCGAAAAACAGUCGAGACUGGAACGUCGCUGAGUUUACACGAACAGAAACGAAAGCUUUGUUAAUAUCCCACAGCAAUCAUGUUGAAGGCGAUUAUUGUUUUUGCCACCAUUCUGGUGGCCGUGGCUGUGGCCAUGCAACCGUUGGAGGACAAUGACAGGAACCACCAUCUGAACCACAAACGCCAGUUGUCUCACCACCACCAGCAGUUGCAGGAUGCGAACAAGGAGCGCAUUCAACAUAGAAAGAGCCUGCACCAAGCCAUUUCCCACCACAAGGAGCACAAAUCCCAUGGUCAUGCGACUUCUGCAAGGAGGCAGCUGGAGGAGAGCCACAAGAAGGGCCACCACCAGAAGGAGCACCACCAGGAUAACCACUUCCGGAAAGCCCGCUCUCACUCAAAGACCAACAAGCACCACCACAAAAGGCACACAGGAUCGCGUCGCCACUAGAAAACAUAUUUCCGCCAGGAUAUAUCCUAUUUAAAUCCUAACUUAUGUCCUAUGUAAGCUGUAACGCAGGGAUAUUGAGCACAAGCCCAUUGUCAAUUUGGAAUAAUAGAAACGAUUUUCUAAACAAUAUACAAGUGUAUGCCAUGACCAAAAAAUAAACUCAAAUUUCCAUUACAAAACCCUGA